GCUGGGUCUCAGACAGCGUUGCGGCAUGAAAUAUGAUAUUUUUUAAUAUGAUAUGUUGGGCCAGAAUUGGACGUCUAAAGGGAAGCGCUGAGGGGAAAUGGUGAGGCGAGAGGCGAGGGAACGCUGAGAAAGGCAGCUCGAGACGACGCGCAUCGCACAUCAGUUGGCUCUCUCCUCGGUUGUAGCUGUUCGCUAGCGAGCUAGCCACCGCUGCCUGCCUGGCUUGCUUGGCCCCGAUUGGCUGGCUGGCUUGGCUAGCUGUCUGGUUGGCAUGGCUACGAGCAGCGCGGUGCCCAGCGACAACCUGCCCACGUACAAGCUGGUGGUGGUGGGGGACGGGGGCGUGGGCAAGAGUGCCCUCACCAUCCAGUUCUUCCAGAAGAUCUUUGUGCCCGACUACGACCCCACCAUCGAGGACUCCUACCUCAAGCACACCGAGAUAGAUGGCCAGUGGGCUAUUCUGGAUGUCCUUGACACGGCAGGCCAGGAGGAGUUCAGUGCAAUGCGUGAGCAGUACAUGCGGACGGGAGACGGCUUCCUCAUCGUCUUCUCUGUGACUGACAAGGCCAGCUUUGAACACGUGGACCGCUUCCACCAGCUCAUACUCAGGGUGAAAGACAGGGAGUCCUUUCCCAUGGUCCUGGUAGCAAACAAAGUGGACCUGGUGCAUCUGCGUAAAGUCUCCAGUGAGCAGGGCCAAGAGAUGGCCACCAAACACAGCAUAACCUACAUUGAAACAAGUGCCAAGGACCCACCCAUGAAUGUGGACAAAGCCUUUCAUGAGUUGGUGCGUGUCAUCAGGCAACAGAUUCCUGAGCGGGGUCUGAAGAAGAAGAAGAAGACUAAGUGGCGAGCUGACCGGCCCAGUGGAAACCACAGACUGCACUGCACCAUCUUCUAAUGGUCUCCCUCACUACUGUGUGUGUGAGUGAGAUAGAGAGAGAGAGAGAGUUUGAAUAGAAUAUGUGGAUGUGUGUAAGAAAAAGGGAGCAAGAAAAAGAUGGAAGGACUUUCUGACCCCAGUUAAUGAUUGGGGGGGAGAGUGUGCGUGCGUGCGUGCGUGCGUGCGUACGUGUGUGUGUGUGUCAGACAUCCAAGCAAUGGUGUAUUUGAAUGUGUAUGUGCGCAUGUGUGAGAGGGUGUCUAGACCCUUAUAUAAUUAAGACACCCAUGUGCGGGCAUGUGCGUUUGUGUGUGUGUGUGUGUGUGUACGUGUUCGCACUUGUGCAUGUAUGACACUGAGUUUCUAAACCCGUCAGUAACUUAAAAACACCCAGGCGAUGACAGGCAUGGACUGUUCUCCACACCUAGUGCCUACAUCCUUCAGGUCUACGCAGGUCCACUCUGGUCCGUUCCGGUAAUGGUCUGGUUUCGUCACUGGACUCAUGGGCUCCUGUUCCACUCCAUUCCAGUUCACUCUGGUUUGGUCCACACAGGUCUACUCUUGUCCUCUCUGGUCCGGUCUCCUUUGGCUACCGGGUUCCUGGUUCCCGUGGUCAUAGGUGUCAAUCCCGGGUUCCGAGAGUAAAAAAAAAAAAAAACGCUGCCACAAAUUUGAUCCAACCAGCUUUGAAUCAGCUAAGGAGCUAAGGAGCUAAUGAGCGUUGAAAAGGUAGACAUGUUACUCACCUGGGUUGGAUGGAAACUGUGACAGGGUUUUUUUUUUUACUUCUGGAUCGGAUUUUUGACACUUCUGGUGUUGGUGCCAAUUCCUUGAUGGAUGGAUUCACCCCAGGAGUCUGGACCUCAUGCUUUACUCUCGACAUCAGUUAGGAAAGAGAAAGGAGAAUGUGAGCGAGUGUGCUUGUGAGCUUGCAUGCAUUCUGGUUUGACCUGGAAGUGUGUGUGUGUGUGUGUGUGUGUGUGUGUGUGUGUGUGUGUGUGUGUG
Messenger RNA from Engraulis encrasicolus (European anchovy), 1888 nucleotides. It is a transcript of the gene mrasb, whose product is annotated as muscle RAS oncogene homolog b. Gene Ontology annotation, molecular function: GTP binding; GTPase activity; GDP binding. The coding region runs from base 272 to 901 and encodes 209 amino acids. The transcript is spliced from 6 exons. The record is from RefSeq and is a predicted model, not a curated record. NCBI's taxonomy places the organism in Eukaryota, Metazoa, Chordata, Actinopteri, Clupeiformes, Engraulidae. Gene Ontology annotation, cellular component: plasma membrane. Gene Ontology annotation, biological process: Ras protein signal transduction.